AUGACCCUGCCCCAUUCUCCCGCUUUCCAUCACCCCUCCCCAUUCUCCCUCUUUCCAUCACCCCGCCCCAUUCUCCCUCUUUCCAUCACCCCGCCCCGUUCUCCCUCUUUCCAUCACCCCGCCCCAUUCUCCCUCUUUCCAUCACCCCGCCCCAUCCUCCCGCUUUCCAUCACCCCGCCCCAUUCUCCCUCCUUCCAUCACCCCGCCCCAUUCUCCCACUUUCCAUCACCCCGCCCCAUUCUCCCGCUUUCCACCACCCCGCCCCAUUCUCCCGCUUUCCAUCACCCCGCCCCCUUCUCCCGCUUUCCACCUCCCCGCCCCAUUCUCCCGCUUUCCAUCACCCGCCCCAUUCUCCCGCUUUCCACCACCCCGCCCCAUUCUCCCGCUUUCCAUCACCCCGCCCCAUUCUCCCGCUUUCCAUCACCCCGCCUCAUUCUCCCUCUUUCCAUCACCCCGCCCCAUUCUCCCGCUUUCCAUCACCCCGCCCCAUUCUCCCGCUCUCCAUCACCCCACCCCAUUCUCCCGCUUUCCAUCACCCCGCCCCAUUCUCCCACUUUCCAUCACCCCGCCCCAUUCUCCCGCUUUCCAUCACCCCGCCCCAUUCUCCCGCUUUCCAUCACCCCGCCCCAUUCUCCCACUUUCCAUCACCCCGCCUCAUUCUCCCUCUUUCCAUCACCCCACCCCAUUCUCCCGCUUUCCAUCACCCGGCCCCAUUCCCACCCUUUCCAUCACCCCGCCCCAUUCACUCGCCUUCCAUCUCCCCGCCCCAUUCUCCCGCUUUCCAUCACCCCGCCCCAUUCUCCCUCUUUCCAUCACCCCGCCCCAUUCUCUCGCUUUCCAUCACCCCGCCCCAUUCUCCCGUUUUCCAUCACCCCGCCCCAUUCUCCCGCUUUCUAUCACCCUGACCAUUCUCCCGCUUUCCAUCACCCCGCCCCAUUCUCCCGCAUUCCAUCACCCCGCCCCAUUCUCCCGCUUUCCAUCACCAUUCUCCCGCUUUCCAUCACCCCGCCCCAUUCUCCCUCUUUCCAUCACCCCGCCCCAUUCUCCCGCUUUCCAUCACCCCGCCCGAAUCUCCCGCUUUCUAUGACCCUGCCCCAUUCUCCCGCUUUCCAUCACCCCGCCCAAUUCUCCCGCUUUCCAUCACCCCACCCCAUUCUCCCGCUUUCCAUCACCCCGCCCCAUUCUCCCUCUUUCCAUCACCCCGCCCCAUUCUCCCGCUUUCCAUCACCCCGCCCCAUUCUCCCGCUUUCCAUGACCCCGCCCCAUUCUCCCGCUUUCCAUGACCCCGCCCCAUUCUCCCUCUUUCCAUCACCCCGCCCCCUUCUCCCGCUUUCCAUCACCCCGCCCCAUUUUCCCGCUUUCCAUCACCCCGCCCCAUUCUCCCGCUUUCCAUCACUCCGCCCCAUUCUCCCGCUUUCCAUCACCCCGCUCCAUUCUCCCGCUUUCCAUCACCCCGCCCCAUUCUCCCGCUUUCCAUCACCCCGACCUACUCUCCCUCUUUCCAUCACCCCGCCCCAUUCUCCCUCUUUCCAUCACCCCGCCCCCUUCUCCCGCUUUCCACCAAGAAAGCACGUGUUUCCCUCUUGA
Messenger RNA from Closterium sp. Yama58-4, 1587 nucleotides. NCBI's taxonomy places the organism in Eukaryota, Viridiplantae, Streptophyta, Zygnematophyceae, Desmidiales, Closteriaceae. The record is from the annotation of a GenBank genome assembly.